AUGAGUACAGAUAGCCAGAAGAAGUCAAUCGAUGGCAUUCAGAGUCAUGAAGGGAGUAUUGUGGACCUUCCUCCGGACCCCGAUGCUCACCUUUCACCGGAAGAAAAGGUCGAAAUGGAUCGCCGCUUAGUGAGAAAACUCGAUUGGAUCCUAAUUCCAUGGCUCUGUGUUCUCUACCUUAUAGCCUUUCUCGACCGCAGCAGCAUUGGAAAUGCCAAGAUCGCCGGCCUCAGCGAUGACAUUGGAAUGUCAACUGCUGACUACAACGCCACUUUGACGAUCUUUUUUGUCUCUUAUUCCGUUUUUGAGCCCUUGACAAACGUCAUGCUCAAAAGAAUGAGGCCCUCAGUUUUUAUCCCUAUAAUCAUGUACGAGCGAAACUUCAGACAACCAAUAAUUUGGCUUAAAAAGGCUGACAAUGUCUCUAGGAUUGCGUGGGGUGCUUCCAUGACUGGGAUGGGUUUUGUUCACAACUGGUCAGGCCUGAUGGCGGCCCGCUGGUUCUUAGGUGUCACUGAGGCUGGGCUCUUUCCGGGAGUCAACUAUUACCUAUCCUGUUGGUACAAGCGUUCCGAGCUUGGGGUGAGAGCGGCUGUCUUUUUUUCGGCUGCAGCGCUCUCAGGGUCUUUCGGUGGUCUUCUGGCAGCCGCCAUCGAAAAGAUGGAUGGACUCGGCGACAUCGCUGGGUGGGGAUGGAUCUUCAUUCUGGAAGGUCUUCUCACUAUCGUUCUCGGAGUAGCCUCUUUCUGGCUAGUGCACGACUUCCCAGACAAGGCAAAGUUCCUAUCCGACGACGACCGUGCCCGAGUCAUCCGCCGACUCAAGCUCGAUCAGCAGUCCUCGGCUGAUCACGAGUCAUUUCAGAUGAGCUACUUCUGGGCCGCUAUUCGCGAUUGGAAGAUGUGGCUGGGUAUGCUUAUAUACAUGGGAUGUGAUAUGCCCCUGUACGCCUUCUCUUUGUUCCUCCCAAGCAUUAUCGCCAAUCUGGGCUGGAACACUAGUGUGAUCCGGUCCCAGCUUAUGUCGGUCCCCCCUUAUGCUGUGGCGACAGUAUUUACUGUCGCCAUUGGUCUACUUGCGGAUCGAACCAGAGCCAGAGGACUGUGCAAUAUUUGCAUAUCACUUUUCGGCGUGGCUGGAUUUGCAAUGUUGCUUGCGUCCGAGGAUCCUGCGGUUCAGUAUGCAGGUACCUUUCUUGCUGCCCUAGGAAUUUAUCCAUGUAUCGCCAACACAAUCAGCUGGGUGGCCAAUAAUGUCGAAGGCGUAUACAAGCGCGGCGUGGUGUUGGGCUUCGUCAUUGGCUGGGGAAAUCUCAACGGUGUGGUCAGCAGCAACAUCUACUUCAACAAGCCACGUUACCUCGAAGGUCAUGGCGUCGUCAUGGCUUAUUUGUUCUUCUUUCUCUUUGGAGGCUCUGUUCUCAUGUCGAUGUUAUUGCGGCGAGAGAAUGCAAAGAGACGCAGGGGAGAACGCAACCACUGGAUUGUGGGUUUGACUGACAAAGAAAUUGCAAGGCUGGGAGAUAUGCGACCGGAUUUCUUGUACACGGUUUGA
Molecule: messenger RNA, 1554 nt
Organism: Thermochaetoides thermophila DSM 1495
Lineage: Eukaryota; Fungi; Ascomycota; Sordariomycetes; Sordariales; Chaetomiaceae
Product: putative nicotinamide mononucleotide transmembrane transporter protein
Exons: 3
Coding region: 1-1554 (517 amino acids)
Biological process (GO): transmembrane transport
Cellular component (GO): membrane
Molecular function (GO): transmembrane transporter activity
Source: RefSeq, a predicted model, not a curated record